Molecule: messenger RNA, 1035 nt
Organism: Haemonchus placei
Lineage: Eukaryota; Metazoa; Nematoda; Chromadorea; Rhabditida; Trichostrongylidae
Source: the annotation of a GenBank genome assembly
UUUCAUGAAGGAAAACCAGCAGCCGCUAUUUCUGGCUGCUUCUACUCCGCAUGUGCGCUCGUAGCGUACACCACUCUUGUUGGCGAUGACUGGAUUCCAGAAACCUCGAGCUCCUGGAGGGUUCCGACAAUGGAUCACAUGAGCAGGCGAAGGAAUUCCUCUAUGAAACUGUAAGACCGGCCUUGUAUACUCAACAUAUGGUGGCUUUACUGGUUCGACGGAAGACGGAGCAGGAUCACGAGGAAUAUCUUCAUGAGGUGAUUUCAACCUCUCCACGAUCCUUUCCAAAGAUUUACGAGAUUUCAUAGGUGGGGAAAUGCACGGCGAAAGGCGAGUCGCUGUAGUCAUCCGAGUUGUGACAUCUAUUUCUGGUGCUCUGGGGGAGACCAUAUCACAAGUCGCAAUGUCUUCAUGACUUGUCUGGAAGGAGCAUGAACGCUGAUGCACGCGAUCGUCGAAGGCUGGUAACCUUUCAUUCGUCACUCUGGUGAAGGUGCACGGUAACCUGAGAUCUGGAGCAGAUGGAGCGUUUGUUGUGCUUCGAUUUCUUCUUGAAAUGGCCGCCAAAUCUUCACUUUCUGCGAGCAAUCGUUUGUAUCGAGAAAGCUCGUUUUCUCUGUUCUUACGGAAAUAGUCCAGAUCACGCAUCAAUUCACGGACAUUGUUGUUCUCUGCAUCCAACAUACGAAUGUACUCGCUUGCCUUCUUUUGCAAUUCGUGGAACCACAACGGACUAGAAGUGCUGACUUCAAAGCCCAUCAAUUUACUCAACUUUGCAGCUAAUGCAUCUUCUUCAAAUGUAGGUUUAUUCCAGUAGUGGAAUUUUUUCACCGCUGAUGUCCUUAACAAGGAGGUCGUUGGGAUGGGACUAACAGGUGCAGCACUCGUCGGUAUCCUUGAAUCCGUGCGAAUCUUAUCAUCAGAACCUUCCUCUGCUCGCGAUUUGGAUCUUUCGAUGAGCGGAGUUGAAGUUUGUGUGGCAGAAGUCGAUUUCGUUCUAUCCUGCGGAGCCUUCGUCAAUGUCGGUGGAGCUGA